CAUUGAUAUCCCACAGUGUGUGACCAACCUGCGCGCUCAGAGGGUCAACAUGGUGCAGACUGUCAGUCAGUACCGAUAUCUGUACAAGCUGAUGCUUGAAAUGUUGGUACUACCUUCCCAACCCGUGACUACCGAACAGCUAAGUGGAGAGAAUAUGGGGCUCAAAGAACAGUAUUUAGAUUUAAGCACCGAGGAGUCACUGUUUCCAGACGAUAACACGUACAAAUCGGCAACGACCAAUGAGAAUCAGUCAAAAAAUAGAUCAAUGGACAUCCUGGCUGGUGAUAAUUAUCGCCCAUAUUUGUCAUCACACAUUCCGAACACGACCGAUUACAUCAAUGCUGUGAUAAUGCCAAGUUACAAGCUGCCGACAAGAUUCAUCAUCACACAAGCUCCUCUAGAACACAGUUUUGUGGACUUCUGUAGACUUAUAUGUGAGAAGGAAAUUGAACUGAUUGUUUCCUUUGAUGAUUCCAUGUCUGAGGAAGAAAAAUGUCUUCCAGGCGAAAACGAAACAAAGUCGAUUUCUGGUAUAAGAUUGACUGGUGUAUCUUGUGAACCGAAAGACGGACCAGACUUUUAUACAAGAUCGUUUGACUUAAAUCUUAAACAAAAGACACACAGAUUUUCACAGAUAGUGUACACAGGCUGGUCGCAAAUGAUGGAACUGCCCCAGAGUCCUCGAUCAUUUAUGAAUUUGUUGCGCCACGUACGAAAUGUUACAAGUGAAGCACCCAUCCUAGUCCAAUGCCUAAAUGGUGCCGACAAAAGCGGUCUGUUCGUGGUGAUAUGGACGCUUCUGGAACACUUGGAGAUUGAUGGUGAGGUCAGCAUACCACGUGUCGUCAGGCACCUGAGGCUGAGGCGAAAACAGAUUAUACCAACCUUCGACCAGUUCAAGUUUUGUGCAGACUGCAUUGCCAAAGAUGAUGCGAACACAUACGUAAAUUUUCAGAAAAAGUCGUCAUAGAUAUUACAUAAAAAUAAAAACAUGUGUUGAAUGUUUGUAUACUGGACACGGAAUAUAUGUCAUUUUUUGCGUUCGCAAAUGUUAAAUAUAUUACACCGUUGUCGGUUUGGAAACACAUGCUUAAUUUUUAAAGUGUUGAGCAAUUUUUUAUAUUUUUUUAUAGUUUACUUACAUGUGUUUGCUUCGUUAUAUUUGUUAAUUUGUAACCAGACAUUGUAAAGGCAUUGUGUAUUUUAAAUGUUUUAGUUAAUAUUGCAUGCGUUUUUAUUUUAUUGUUUUCACUUGUCAAAAUGAAAAUUUAAUUGUAAUAUAAAAAGUUCACCUAACAAAUUAAGCAUUUAAUAAUAUGUUUUCCGCAUUUGUUAUCAUUAUGUUAUCACACAAAAUAUGGACAAGUAAAGUACCAGAAAUGAAAAACAACACCAUUGCGAUUAAAUGGUUCACGGUGUUAACUACAGAAAGUUUUGGAAAACAUCCAUGAGAAUACUGAAAUGUCACGCGUUUAAUGAUCUUUUUGGUUCGUUCAUUUGACGAAAACACUUAACGGUUCGCAUUUUAAUUUAUCAUGUUGUUGUGUACAUGCUGUACUAUGUGUCUUUCACAAGCCAGUUGACACUAUAAUGCAGUUGUUCUACAUUUAAACUGGUAUAUAAAUACCGCUAAAAACAUUCAAAAUGCAUUGACCUUGCCUAUCAUGAUAGAAACAAUACCCUCUUAGUUGUAAGCUAUUAUUUGGGAGUUGGUUGCGAAGUUGCACAUCAAAAUCUUCUGUUUAAAAAAAAUAACUGUAUUCUUAAAUAAAGUUACAUCCACCGAUUUGAUUGAUUUAACGCAUUCAGAA
This is a messenger RNA of Dreissena polymorpha, 1811 nucleotides long. RefSeq names its product receptor-type tyrosine-protein phosphatase mu-like. Gene Ontology annotation, molecular function: protein tyrosine phosphatase activity. NCBI's taxonomy places the organism in Eukaryota, Metazoa, Mollusca, Bivalvia, Myida, Dreissenidae. The transcript has 9 exons. Gene Ontology annotation, biological process: protein dephosphorylation. The record is from RefSeq and is a predicted model, not a curated record. Bases 50 to 970 code for a protein of 306 amino acids.